This is a messenger RNA of Glarea lozoyensis ATCC 20868, 2229 nucleotides long. Its product is annotated as Formate dehydrogenase/DMSO reductase, 1-3. Gene Ontology annotation, cellular component: membrane. The record is from RefSeq and is a predicted model, not a curated record. The coding region runs from base 1 to 2229 and encodes 742 amino acids. NCBI's taxonomy places the organism in Eukaryota, Fungi, Ascomycota, Leotiomycetes, Helotiales, Helotiaceae. The transcript is spliced from 6 exons. Gene Ontology annotation, biological process: ATP synthesis coupled electron transport. Gene Ontology annotation, molecular function: iron-sulfur cluster binding; NADH dehydrogenase (ubiquinone) activity.
AUGCUGAGGCAGACUCUUGCGCGUUCUGCGCUACGGACGACUAGACAAACAUGUAACGCCUCCAGAACUUUUGCGACAUCGAGCAGGAGACAGGCGGAGGUCCAGUUAACUAUUGAUGGCAAGCAAGUCUCAAUCGAAGCUGGUUCUGCUUUGAUUCAAGCUUGCGAGAAGGCCGGAGUUGUAAUACCCAGAUAUUGCUAUCAUGAGAAACUUAUGAUUGCUGGAAAUUGUCGAAUGUGCUUGGUAGAGGUAGAGAGGGCACCAAAACCUGUGGCAUCAUGCGCGUGGCCAGUACAGCCUGGUAUGGUGGUAAAGACAAAUUCGCCACUUGCACAUAAAGCCCGAGAAGGAGUGAUGGAAUUUCUGCUGGCCAACCAUCCUCUCGAUUGCCCAAUUUGCGACCAAGGUGGAGAGUGUGAUUUGCAGGAUCAGUCGAUGAGAUAUGGAGCCGAUAGAGGACGAUUCCACGAGGUUGGCGGAAAACGAGCUGUGGAGGACAAGAAUGUCGGACCUUUGAUCAAGACCUCGAUGAACCGAUGUAUCCACUGCACGAGAUGUAUUCGAUUCUCUAACGAUGUUGCUGGAGCCCCAGAGUUUGGAUCAACUGGACGAGGAAACGAUAUGCAAAUUGGAACCUACAUUGAGAAGACUUUGGAUUCGGAAAUGUCUGGAAAUGUCAUCGAUUUGUGCCCUGUCGGAGCUCUCACCUCAAAACCGUACGCCUUCAGAGCGAGACCGUGGGAACUGAAGCACACUGAGUCGGUUGAUGUAUUGGACGGUUUAGGAUCAAAUAUCAGAGUUGACUCGAGGGGGUUGGAAGUUAUGCGAAUUCUUCCUCGUCUCAAUGACGAUGUAAAUGAGGAGUGGAUUAACGAUAAAACACGCUUUGCUUGCGAUGGUCUCAAAACACAACGACUUACCACACCUCUUAUUCGAAAGAAGGAUCAGUUCCUUCCCGCCACCUGGGAACAGGCCCUUAGCGAGAUUGCAGCUGCAUACAAGGACUUUGCGCCAAAGGGUAACGAGUUCAAGGCAAUCGCUGGAGAACUUGUAGAGACCGAAUCAAUGGUUGCCUUGAAGGAUUUGGCCAACAAACUCGGCUCAGAGAACUUGGCCCUGGAUCAACCAUCCGGUAGCAAGCCACUUGCACACGGAAUCGAUGUUCGCUCCAACUUCCUUUUCAACUCAAAGAUUUGGGGAGUUGAGGAAGCCGAUGCCAUGCUCAUUGUCGGUACAAACACAAGACAUGAAGCUGCUGGUCUGAACGCCCGUAUUCGCAAGCAGUGGUUACGAUCUGAUCUUGAGAUCGGUGUUGUCGGUGAGACCUGGGAUUCCACAUUUGAGUUUGAGCACUUGGGUUUAGAUGCUGCUGCGCUGAAGAAAGCACUUGCCGGACCCUUUGGCAAGAAACUUGCAGCGGCUCAGAGACCUAUGAUCAUCGUUGGAUCUGGUGUCACGGACCACCCAGAUGCAAAGGCAAUCUACGAGAUGGUUGGAGCUUUCGUUGAGAAGAACGCUGCCAACUUCUCAACAGAGGAGUGGAAUGGUUACAAUGUCCUUCAACGUGCCGCAUCAAGAGCUGGUGCUUACGAGAUUGGCUUCACAACACCUUCCACUGCUGUUGCCGAGACAAAGCCUAAAUUCAUCUGGCUUCUUGGUGCUGAUGAGUUUGACGCUGCGGAUAUUCCAAAGGAUGCUUUCGUCGUCUAUCAAGGCCAUCACGGUGAUCGUGGGGCUCAGAUCGCUGAUGUUGUUCUUCCUGGAGCGGCUUAUACUGAGAAGGCCGGUACAUAUGUCAACACCGAGGGUAGAGUCCAGAUGACAAGAGCUGCCGUUUCAUUGCCGGGUGCCUCAAGAACAGAUUGGAAAAUUAUCCGAGCCGUCUCAGAAUUCCUCGGCGCACCAUUACCAUAUGAUGAUGUCGCUCAGCUCCGAGACCGUAUGGUCGAAAUCAGCCCCGCUCUCGCUAGCUACGAUGUCGUCGAGCCAGUUGCAUUGAAGCAAUUAAGUAAGGUUCAGUUGGUUGACCAGAAUAAGGGCAGCAAGCCAAGCAACACACCACUGAAGAAGAUUGUUGAGAACUUCUAUUUCACAGAUGUCAUCUCAAGAAGUUCCCCAACAAUGGCAAGAUGUUCAGCAGCAAAGGAGCAGAAUAACUCGGAGACAAAUUUCAUGGCUCCAGGCUAUUCGACUGAUGCGCCACAUGGUCAGGUGGCUUAUGGAGCGUAA